GUGUAAAUGGUUGUUAUAUCUGAUGUGGGACUGGCUGGCAACCAGUGCAGGGUGUACCUUGCCUCUUGGCCAAAUUAAGCCGGGAUAGGCUCCUGCCUACCAUCGACCCAAAUGAGGACAGGCGCUUUUGAAAAUGGAUGAGACUUGUCGGACACAUCAGGGGACUCGUCUACAGCCAAGCCAAGAGAUAAUGCCUGACGGAUGGAUGGCUUCAUCUAGAUCACACCUUGGCAAACUUUCAGAAGAUGUUCUCCAGAGGAUGAGGGGCGUGGCCAACAUUCCUCCACAGCGUACACAGAGAGACACAGGUGCCUCUUUAAGGGCCAGCUCCAGCAGCCAACCCCAGCAGAACCCGCAGCACCGGGGCCAGUCAAGCACCCAGUCCAACACUAACAAAACAACUGCUCAAGUCAAGAAAGAACAGCAGAAGACUGAUCGCCAGCAUAGCAUACUGAGGGAGGAGUUGGACCAGAAAAGAGAGGCAGAGAAAGGGAAGGAGGAGAUGAUUAAGGCAAUGAGUCGGGACAGACAACAGACACGCCAGGAGGCUGAGAAGGCCAAACAGUUGAGUCAAGAGCUUCAGAAGAAAGAGUUACGACUGAAAGCGUUGGAUGCUUUCUAUAAGGAGCAGGUGGCACUACUGGAGAAGAGGAAUUUGGAAAUGUACGAACAGAGCAAGGAAAAAUUCCACCGAGCUGCAGCCAAUACAGAAUCAAACGUGAGGUCUCGGAGUACCGACGCCGUAUGUCCUGACCUGCAGGCUCAGAUAUUAUCAUGCUACAAGAUGAAUGGACAGCAAACUUUAAGAUGUUCAGAGCUGGCCAAAGAAUACAUGCAAUGUAUCAAUGCAGCAAAGAGGUUCUUUUUGUAGAUACACACUCAAAAUAAUUGGACUGGAAAUGAAGAUAGAGUCUCUCUUUUGCAACCUGCUGAUUACACUCUGCGAAACUUUAAGCUCCCUCUGAGAACAUCACGUGCGAAGCCUUGCAAUGGUGAGGUACUGUUGAUGAAUUGUUUGGUGUUGUUUUGGUCCUGAGGACAAAAUGUGAACAGCGUGAUGAAGAGGACUUUUAAAUACCAAUUCUAAUUAAGCCACUAAAUGUAUCUGUCGAGUCAUGGAUCAAACACCUGUUGUGAAUUUUGCCAUUAAGCCCAUUGUUAGCGAAGAGUAAGUUGUGUGAAGUUGAACAUUCAAAAGUUCAAGGUCAAAUAAACUCACCUGUAAAGGUUAUAGCGCACUUUAGGGCCAUCCUGAAUUUUCACUCAAAAGCUGACUAUUACUAACUUUUGUGAGUAGUGUAUGCUGUAUGUACUAAAGCCAAAUGUUUUUGUAUUAUAUUCAGUUAUAAGUUUGAUUUGAAGCACUCAAAGUUAAAUAUACCCUUUGAGUGCUUCUUUUUAGCUUUUCACAUUGCUCAUUUGGAGCCAGGGUUGUAUUAUUCAAAGGAGCAGCUAGAUACACGCGUCACUGCCUGUGCUUGAAGUUCAUAAAAAGAGGGAAUAUGUAAAGAAAAAGAGAUAAGACCGAAUAUUGAACAGUUGCUUUUUCAAAAUGUACUGUAUCUAGUGGAGGUAUUUGAAUUUGAAUGUGUCCAAACAUAGCGAAGCCGUUCUGUUUGCUCAGCGACACGAAUAUGUCCCCUCGAUAAACUAUAUAGCCCAAAGUAUUUGGCCACCUGAUCACCUGCAGGAAUUGUGCCAUCUGCGUCAUUCUUUGUAGCACCACCUUUCGCUGCAAUUACAGCUGCAAGUCUUUUGGGGUAUGUCUCAAGCAGUUGAGCACAUCUAGACACUGAAAUAUGUGCCUAUUCUUUGGAAAGGAGCUCAAACUCAGCCAGAUUGGAUGCACAGCAUCUGUGAACAGCAAUUUUCAAGUCUCGCCACGGAUGCGCAAUGGGAUUUAGGGCUGGACUUUGACUGAGCCAUUCUAUCACAUUAAUAUCCUUUGAUCCACACCAUUCCAUUGAAGCGUUGGCUUUAUGUACAGGGUCAUUUUAUUGCUGGAAGAUGAACCUCCUUCCUGGUCUCAAGUCUUUUGCAACCUCCAACAGGUUCUUCCAAGAUUGCCCUGGAUUGUAUUUAGCUCCAUCCAACUUCCCAUCAACUCUGUUGAAGAAAAGCAUCCCCACAGCACCACCCCCGUGUUUCACAGUGGGGGGUGGGGUGUUUAGGGUUUGCAUUUCGGCCCAAGAAAUUCAACAUUGAUCUCAACUGACCAAAGCACCUUCUUCCACAUGUUUGCAGUGUCCCCUACAUGGCUUUUGGCAAAAUGCAAACGGGACUUCUUAUGCCUUCCUUUCCACAAUGGCUUUCUUCUUGCCACUCUUCGGUAAAGGUACCAUUUGUGGAGACAGAUUCUGCCACCUGAGCUGUGGAUUUCUGCAGCUCCUCCACAGUGACCAUUGGCCUCUUGGCUGCUUCUCUAAUGCCUAGAUCAGACUACAGGAUUUUAGUCCCGAUAUUGGCCCGAUUUGCUAUCGCGGGCGAUUUCCAAGAUCGAGCCCGACAGUUUGUCGGGAACGACAAAACAUCUCGAAGUGUGACAAAAUCCACGACCAACGAUUUGGCCCUAUGACGGCAAAAUGAAAAGUCU
Phycodurus eques (leafy seadragon) is the source of this 2593-nucleotide messenger RNA. RefSeq names its product MICOS complex subunit mic25a-like. The record is from RefSeq and is a predicted model, not a curated record. Gene Ontology annotation, cellular component: mitochondrion; MICOS complex. The transcript has 9 exons. NCBI's taxonomy places the organism in Eukaryota, Metazoa, Chordata, Actinopteri, Syngnathiformes, Syngnathidae. The coding region runs from base 134 to 871 and encodes 245 amino acids. Gene Ontology annotation, biological process: inner mitochondrial membrane organization.